ACAAGGAGCAGGACUGACUUGAGGAGCAGGCUGCUUUACUACACUAAACAACAGUACCGUAAUCUCCUCUGAGGAAUUUAAAAGCGUUUGAACACGUCACCUGAUAAGACUUAAGGAUUUCAGUUUGUUAAUAAUUGUGUGUUUUUGUUUUGUUUUGUUUUUUGUUUUACAUUUUUUCACAAAGACAUGGUUCUGUGGAUAAUCCUCCCCAUCACUCUGGCCUUCGUAUCUUUCCUGGGGACGUGGUCGGUAUAUGGCAUAGCUUACUGGAAUGGCCAUGUGUGCUCCCUCAGUGACUGGACCGGUGAAAAUUUCUGCUCAGGAAACAACUCUGUUAACUGUUGUUUCGCCCCCACUAUAAGUUCAAGUGGAACAUAUGCACCGGAAAACUCACUCUUCACAGCGACAAUCAACGCUGGCUCAUUUUUAUUCCUGCUCUUCUGUCUGCUCCAUCACGCUCAUGUGAUGGAGAAACAUGGAGGUUUCUCUAUGAUGAGUCGGAUGGCGCUUGUCCUGGGGCUGGUGGCUUCAGCUGGAGCCUUCAUUGCCGGGAACUGUAAUCCGGAUUACCUGGCUCUACUCCACUACCUGGGUGCGGCGUUGAGCUUUGUGUGUAUCUGCUUCUACACCGUCUUCCUCACGGCCCUCACCAAGAGAUGCCAGCUCUCUGGGUUUGAGUCCUACCUGUACCCAUACCGUAUUGUGGCCUCCGUUAUUCAGGCCAUUGUCACCAUCUGCUACACCAUUUUGUUUGCGCAGGAGGAGUACUUUUACCUUCACGUGUCGGCCAUCUUUGAGUGGAUGCUUGGCCUAAACCUACAACUGUUUGAGCUCUCCUACGCUGUGGAGUUCUAUUAUUUCUCCUCGUACAUGAUCUCCAACCUACUGGGCAAGAGGGAUGAGCAGAAACCUCUCAUGAUGACCCUCUCCUGAUGGCCCCAAAGCAGAAGACAUAGAGACAAUGGAGGGAGAGGGCUGUGGCUGGGCCAACAGUAGUGUUUUUGUAUUUAUUAACUGGACUAAAGUUUUUUGAGCGAGACCUCCUUUUGAUCAGACUUUCAGAUCGGGAAAGUAGAUGGUUAGGUUUCACACAAGGACUAAAACAAACUCAAACAAAAUCUACAUUAGGACUAAACUGGGCUCAAACCAGGACUAAAUCAGAACACAGACCACAUGAUAUGACAAUUUUAAAAAAUAUGCUUUUUUGAUGAGAUCACAAUAUUGUAAUUUGUUUAAAGAAGGGGUAUUAUACAAAAUCAUCCUUAAAUGUUUCACUAAUUUAGCAAUCUCUCCCAGGCCCCAGUUGUACCCUCCUUACAGUUUGCUGUAAGAUUCUGUCCAAUGCUCUGCCCAAAAGCCUACAUCACCCAUGACAUAUGCACGCAACAAAUCUCUAUAAAUAUACACAAACAUGGUACAAAACUGUACACAGCAACUUCACAAACCUGAUGUGAUGUGCAGUAGUUUCAUUUUCACAGAGAGGAACGGGAGUGGAAACUGAGAGCGUCAAAAACAAAAGUUAAAUUUAUAUAUGUUAAUACAUUGUUUUCGGUGAAUAGAGCAUUUUCAAAGCUAUCUAAAUAUGUAAUGUGUUAGCAAUUAAUCCCACAUAGAAGUAAAAUACCCCUCUUUAAAGCAGCUCUAUGCUCAAACCCAAACAGUUUCCCCCACCCACUCCUCAUAUUGGUCAGCUUCUAUCAUUUUCAGAGUGAGUGACAGUGGAUGUAACCAAUCACAGUGAAGUAUGAAAUUUCAGAAGGAGCAGAUGGUUUCACAAUGAACCUUAGGUGUGUUUUCUGGUGCAGGGUCUGUUAAACGCUUUGGAGAUGUUAUUGCUUUGUCUAGAAUGUUUCACAGUAUGGCAUUAAACCAUUUUGCUCACAGUCAGAAUGCCUGUUCUUCUAGGUAUUUUUGAGCUAUAAAAGUACUUGUAAUUGAAUAAAUACAAGAUAGAUCUGUUUAAUGUUAUAUUGUGAAACAUUCCAGGUAGAGCAAUGCAGCCUAAUGCACUAAUACAACAUGUGAUAAUACAAUUUAUUAUUUGAGUUUUUGGUUCAUUACAUUUUAAAACUUGCAAAAUGUUUACAUAUUUGGCAGUAAUUAAAUGAAUUGAUUGUUAUUGUGUCUAAUCUAGUUCAAAACUGAGAAACUAAAACCUUACUACAUGGAAUCUAAAUAAAGGAUCUACUUGCUCUGACGCAGAGUACAUCAAGAUAUUUCUGUUAUGAAGAGCUGUGAGCAAUAUUAUUUUGAAUAUAGUUUAGCUCUGAAUGUGAAGACUGGACCAGGGCUAAACCAGGACUAAACCAGGAUUAAACCAGUUCUAGACCACUACAACAGAACCUAACAUUCUCAAACCAGACUAAACCAUACUAGUAAAAGAACCACAAGCACCCAACUGAAGGGCUGUAUGUUGUUCUAAAUCGGUACCAGAUUUCUGGACUGGACCAUCUCAGACUCAAGACUGUUUAAGACUGAAAUGAGACUAAUGCAAUAUUUAAAUACAGAUGGUUAAAAGGUGUUCUGAAAUGUGGUCAGUUCUGAAGGAGGUCUGAAGUGUCUACAUUGUGUUACUGGGAGUCUGCUUUCUACUUAUUUAUUAACCCACACAAUGUUCCGUACAUGUCAGGGGCCAACAGAACAAUACAAACCAACAGUGCCAUGGUGUAGUUCAAAAGAAAAGCCAAAGAAUGUACUUUUAUUAGACUUUAGAAAGUGAAAUAUUUCUCAUGCUUUUGCACUUUAAUA
Boleophthalmus pectinirostris (great blue-spotted mudskipper) is the source of this 2748-nucleotide messenger RNA. RefSeq lists its product as uncharacterized. The coding region runs from base 187 to 933 and encodes 248 amino acids. The record is from RefSeq and is a predicted model, not a curated record. NCBI's taxonomy places the organism in Eukaryota, Metazoa, Chordata, Actinopteri, Gobiiformes, Gobiidae. Gene Ontology annotation, biological process: protein localization to plasma membrane. The transcript is spliced from 7 exons.